GUCCUUACCCUAUUCAUUUCUCGCGUCAGACACGUUUACAUAAUUACGGGAUUAGCGUCACGUGGGAGAAUAACAAAGAGAAACGUAAAUAGAAUGAAACGAAUAGUGUUUAAUUUAACUGUUCUGACGAGCGCGGGUUUGGGGGGCUGGUGUUUGGGCAAGUUCUCUGAACAAAGGCGAUAUUCGAAAGACAAUGAAACGAAUGUGUUGUCAGCGGCGCGACUUCGGAAUAUGCCGUGUUUGCCUCUAUUCGGCACCGUUUCGGCGGCUACCCCCUUGAUACCUGUUGGAAGUAACCACGACAUGGGCUCCAAAGUGUCUUCGACUUCUACAAGGGUAUCGCAGAUUAUGAAAUUUGGUUUUCCCGGAUUGGAUCAUGUCAGGUCGUAUGAGGAUUUUGUGCUCUCUUAUGACAGGCGAAACAAAGUUGCUCAUUGGGUAUUUGAGCACUUGACCAAGGAGAGAUUGCAGUAUAACAAAGAAGUAGAUCGCUCAAAGUGUGAGUUCAAGCCUGAUGAGAGUAUACAUCCUUUUUUCAGAUCACAGAAUAUGGACUACAAAGGAAGCGGCUAUGAUCGUGGUCAUCUGGCAGCAGCUGGGAAUCAUAGAGUGGACCAGAAACACAUGGGACAAACCUUUUUCCUCACUAAUAUGGCACCGCAAAUCGGAAAAGGCUUCAACAGAGAUUCCUGGAACAGACUGGAGAAAUACGUUCGAAAAUUGACAAAUGUUUACACGGAUGUUUACGUGUGCACAGGACCGUUGUACCUUCCUAAAAGAGAAGCAGAUGGAAAAAAAUAUGUGCGUUAUGAAGUAAUAGGCUCAAAUCAUGUGGCAGUGCCUACACAUUUUUACAAAGUAAUCGUUGGUGAAACCAGCGAUGGCAAACUUGAAAUGGAAGCUUUUGUAAUGCCGAAUACACCGAUUGAUGAUAAUGCGCCACUUACUAAUUUCCAGGUACCACCAGACAGCAUCGAACGCGCUGCCGGACUUUUAUUCUUCGACAAAAUUUCACGAAAUAAAUUAAGCAAAGUGAAUGGCAAGAACACAGGCUGAAUUUGGAGACGACUGCUCCAUUCUCUUUUCUUAUUCGGAUUGUAAAGAGUUUUAUUUUUUGACACAUCAUCACACAUAUGUAUAUUUAA
Molecule: messenger RNA, 1145 nt
Organism: Trachymyrmex septentrionalis
Lineage: Eukaryota; Metazoa; Arthropoda; Insecta; Hymenoptera; Formicidae
Gene: EndoG
Product: endonuclease G, mitochondrial
Exons: 5
Coding region: 94-1056 (320 amino acids)
Biological process (GO): apoptotic DNA fragmentation
Cellular component (GO): mitochondrial inner membrane; nucleus
Molecular function (GO): RNA endonuclease activity; single-stranded DNA endonuclease activity; metal ion binding
Source: RefSeq, a predicted model, not a curated record